Messenger RNA from Achroia grisella, 1708 nucleotides. RefSeq lists its product as uncharacterized. The coding region runs from base 1 to 1245 and encodes 414 amino acids. Gene Ontology annotation, biological process: clustering of voltage-gated calcium channels; neuromuscular synaptic transmission; neuron-neuron synaptic transmission. The transcript has 7 exons. Gene Ontology annotation, cellular component: presynaptic membrane. NCBI's taxonomy places the organism in Eukaryota, Metazoa, Arthropoda, Insecta, Lepidoptera, Pyralidae. The record is from RefSeq and is a predicted model, not a curated record.
AUGGCGACAAGUUUAUCGGAGAAUUUAUUGCCUCAAGUGAUACCCAAGAUUUCAGAGAAAACGUCAGAUACUGCAAGUGAUCCUGGCGACGAGGACUGUGAUUGCAAUGAAGUUAGCUACGGUACAGGUGACGCUGUGUUUGCGUGUUUUGUGGUUGCACCGCUUGUGGUCAGCGUAUGGAGAGGGACGUGGGGCGUUAUGGAUCUCCAUAGCACACUAUUUCCAUUCGCCCAGAUAUAUGUGAUGGGAAUUGUUAUACACAUAUGUUUUGCUUUAAUAAGAUCUCAACUCUUAGCCCGAUCAACUGGUGCUUGGAGUAACGAAGACGGCGGAGCUGGGAGGUGGCUACGAGAGAGGAUUCUCUCCCGAGUUUACACGUAUAUAUUUACACUCUCCUGCAUCAUGCAUUGGAGAGGUGGCUGGGGCCUGCUGGAUGCAACUGUUGUUGCCCUACUUCCAAAUGAUGAUGACUCUCACAGACCGGUCCUUAUAGCAGCAUUUACGAUAUUCUUCUACGUGUCCAUAACUUUGCUGCGAUCGUCUCGUAAUCUUCUGUCUCCGCCAUAUUUCGUUGUCACCGAUGGAAAGGAACCCACAUACCUCUUCACGACACGAUUCAGGAAAACUAGUAGCAGAGAGACGAUGCUGUAUGUCCUGGACUGCAUAUUCUCGGUGACUGUGGUGGGGUCGCUAGUGGUCUUCGUCUGGAGAGGGUCCUGGGCGCUCCUCGACAUCUUCAUAUAUCCUGAAGAUAAAGCCACAUCCAGCUAUACGUCACUGAUAGUGGGCUACGCGCUGGUGGUGAUCACGUUCGCUCUCCAAGCGCCCAUCCGGUGGGCGGCUGCGAGGCUCCACGGCGCGCCCAGGCUGCUGCUGGCCGACGUGUACCAUCUCAUCUCCUUCAUAGCUACUGUCAACGUGUGGCGCGGCGUUUGGGGCUUGCUUGACGUGUACUGGUUUCCUGAAACGCCCAAACUCAGCAAUUGGAGUUCCCACAUAAUCAGUCUCACUCUGCUGAUUCUUCUCAACUGUUCCAACUCUAUACUUGUCAGAGGGGUGUACAUUGAUGCGGAGGAGCCGGCGGGUGAAUGUGUUGUCUUCCCAUGCCAUUACCUUCGUCUCUAUUUCCACAAAGAGCGGACGAAAAAACGACACAGAAGGGCCCUUGCUGCCGCCGCCGCAGCCUCAGCAAAGUUACCCGAGGAUGCAAACCUACCGUUACAACUUCCUGAAGAGAAAGUUUAGCCUCGAAUAAUUUGCUAGUGAUACGCGAUAGACAUUUCUAGUACUAUAUGUUGUUUAGUAUUACUGUAGUUUACCAGUGAUAUAUUUGGUAGUAUGAUAUGGUUUGUCUUUCUUUCUGCCACACAAACUGACUGUAGUACAUUAAAUUUUGUUAUUUUAUUAUUAUAUUUGUAACUUCUUGCACUUAGUAUUGACAUCAGGGGUUAGGUUGUAUGAAUGGAAUUGUAUGAGCUGAUCACGCGAUUUGGCGUUGCGCAUUUUUUAUUACAUUCCAUGUCAUAAAUGUAUUAGGUUAUCAUAAUAUCAGUAUACUGUAUAUAUAACAAAUAAUUUUUCAUUACCAACCUCAAUGGUCUAGCACUUUAGCACAUAGCAUUACUUCAAAUAGUUGCGGGUUCGAUUCCUUGGACGGUACAAACAUUUAUUGAUAAGUAAGAAUAAUUGCUUGUAUUAGUCUGAGUGU